Paramecium pentaurelia is the source of this 557-nucleotide messenger RNA. The record is from the annotation of a GenBank genome assembly. Lineage: Eukaryota; Ciliophora; Oligohymenophorea; Peniculida; Parameciidae.
AUGUAAUAAAUAAUAAUUGUGAAUCUUAUUUUAUAACUAAGUAAAUUUAGUUUAAGGAUAAAGUAUUGUUUAAAAAUAAUAAACUUCAAUUAUUUUAGGAAGAUAAAUUGCAACAUUUUUAUUGAAGAACUUUAAAAGAAUAAUAAUUUUAAAGAUCAAAAGUUUGAAGAUGCUCUUAGAGAGACUUUCUUAAAAAUGGAUGAGCUCUUGCUUACUCCAGAAGGUCAAAAUGAAAUUAAUGAAAUGAAAGAUAAUAAUGGAAGUAGUAAUAAAAAUUAAUAAUUAAAUUAGCUAUUUUUGCAGGGUGCACUGCCAAUGUUGCCCUAUUUUAUAAGAACACACUCUAUGUUGCUAAUGCAGGUGAUUCUAGAUCUGUAUUAUGCAGAGAAAACAAAAAUUAUGAUAUGAGUGUUGAUCAUAAACCUGAAAAUUAUGAAGAAAAAUUAAGAAUUGAAAAAGCUGGUGGUUAUGUAUCUGAUGGAAGAGUCAAUGGUAAUUUAUGUUUAAAUGCUUCAGUUACUGCUCUAUCUUACAUAAAUAAAAUAGAUUUUAUUUGA